UAAAUGUAAAUUGAUUGUUCACGAACUUUCUCGAAACACUUCGGUAAGUAUAUAACCGGCUCUAGCCGGCGUUGAUGUCAGUUUCUACUGUUAGCAGUUUGUGAGAAGUGCGACAGUCGAAAAAGUUAUUCGCCGCAAAUUUACAAAAAAAAGUUAAGAAAAUGUCUCUAAUUCCAUACUUGUUCGACGACUCCUAUUUUGCAAGACCAUCAAGAAUUUUCGACCAACAUUUUGGAAUGGUGUUGGAGCCCGAGGAUUUAUUCCAACCGGUUUCCAGACAUUUCCUUCGUUGUCCGGCUGGCUACAUAAGAAAUUGGAAAUCUGCAGCAUCAGAACAUGAUUCUGGAUCCGUCGUUAAUUACGGUAAAGAUCAAUUUUUGGCCAAUUUGGAUGUGCAACAAUUCAAACCUGAUGAAAUUUCUGUAAAAGUCACUGGAGAGAACACAAUUACUAUCGAGGGUAAGCACGAAGAAAAGGAAGAUGAACAUGGCCACAUUUACAGACAUUUCCUUCGAAAAUAUGUCGUACCUAAAACUUACGAUAUGAGCAAACUCGAAUCAAAGUUAUCUUCUGAUGGAGUUCUUUCCAUUACGGCGCCAAGAAUUGAUGCAGGACAAAUAACCCACAAAGUUAUUCCUGUAGAACAAACCGGACAACCUGCCAAGGCCAUCGAAAAGGAAAGCGGAGCGGGUGAUAAGAAGUAAACUUGUACUUUCGCAUUUUUACAUGUUUAAUUUGUAAGUUUUUUUAUACCACUGCUUUUGUAUUUUUUGUUAAUUUUGAUUAGGUGUUAGUUCCACAAUUUAUGUUUUUUUUAAAUUUGGUUCUAAUUUUAAGUGAUGCUUUGAAUAGUAUUUGUAUUUACUUGUAGUGGUAUAAUUAGUCACUGUAAUGAUUUUGUAAGACUGGUUAACAUAAUAAACUUAUCGUUAUAUUGA
Molecule: messenger RNA, 938 nt
Organism: Diorhabda sublineata
Lineage: Eukaryota; Metazoa; Arthropoda; Insecta; Coleoptera; Chrysomelidae
Product: protein lethal(2)essential for life-like
Exons: 1
Coding region: 162-704 (180 amino acids)
Biological process (GO): protein refolding; response to heat
Molecular function (GO): protein folding chaperone
Source: RefSeq, a predicted model, not a curated record